Messenger RNA from Prorocentrum cordatum, 375 nucleotides. NCBI's taxonomy places the organism in Eukaryota, Dinophyceae, Prorocentrales, Prorocentraceae. The record is from the annotation of a GenBank genome assembly.
AUGGUCCGGCAGUGGGUCAUUCAAACCUUUAGCCGUUCUGGCAGACGUGGCUUUGGAUGCCAAAACGAAUUCCUUGGAUACGCUGCCGUGCACAUGCCCGGGAACGGGAGGAGGAGGAGGAGGAGGAGGAGCAGGCGGAGGCGGAGGAGGAGGAGGCGCAGGGCGGGGCCAGCGGGCACUCACGGCGCGAGCGGCCUCGGCCCGCCCCCCCCCUUCGGGCACGUCACGGGCCGGCUCCGGGCCGCGGCCGCCUCCGCUGCCGCCGGGGACCUCUGCCGUGGCUCGCGGGUCCGCCGCGCGCGGAGGCGGCGCGGCCACGUCGUGCCGCUCCUCGCGGCCGUUCGCCUCAAGCGCUCGAGGGUGGCCGCACCAUGA